GAGACUUGCAAAUAGCUUCUCAGUGCUCGCCAAACAGUUCCCAAUUAUACAUCUGAACUGUACAAAGAGAAUUAUUUUACUUCUAUUCAGGUACCAUACUUCACACACACAAGUCCAAAUUGAAAUUACAAAUACAUAUUCAUUAUCUUCAAGUAAAUAAACUAUACAGGCAUGAACCUUAUCAUAGAUGUACAAAAAUUGCAUGCCGAUUCUAAUUGGGACCAUUCACGUUGCUUAAUGGGAUGAGAAUAGCACAGUUAUUAAACAGAAUAGCAGGACCUCAAUGUGUUAUCCACGUAAUAUCAGCAAACUCCAUUGAAAAUAAAUAUGUAAAGGCUUGGGAACUUUUCCAGCAUAUUUUAUAUAAGAUAAAGGAGCUAACAGUUAUACUGAUAGGAGAAGAAUUAAAAGCUCAAGAUAUAAAUUUGAAAAGUUGUGACAACUGCAAAUCUCAAAAUCAGAGGAUUAGUAUCGUAUGUCGUCCUGGAUCUUACCAAGAGUAUACGACUGAUCCGAUGUUUCAGCUACCAAAUGUGAUCAUAAUAUUUCAAGCACAUUUUGAUACAAGAAAUACGUGGCAAGAAGAUAAGUUAUUGGUACCACAGCGUAUGAACUGUCCAUAUAUUCUAACAGCUGUAUCGCAAUCUAUAGCGGAAGCGAAUGUAAAGAAUAUAGGAGAGAUUGUGAAUAUAAACCCUAUACAUUUUGGACCAAACUGUUUCAAGUCCCUUUAUUCAUACAGACAGAUGCAUACUGAUUGUGUCGGCUAUCCUAAUUCGUAUAUAACUGUGUAUCGGAAUUUACAACCUUCAUAAAAACUAUUCUAAAUUAUUUGUAGCCCUCUUAUGCAAUUCCUAUAUCACUUGUAUUAUUAUAAAAAGUACAAAAGAUAGAU
Messenger RNA from Odontomachus brunneus, 895 nucleotides. RefSeq lists its product as uncharacterized. Lineage: Eukaryota; Metazoa; Arthropoda; Insecta; Hymenoptera; Formicidae. The record is from RefSeq and is a predicted model, not a curated record. The transcript has 2 exons. The coding region runs from base 243 to 815 and encodes 190 amino acids.